Mesorhabditis spiculigera is the source of this 1539-nucleotide messenger RNA. The record is from the annotation of a GenBank genome assembly. Lineage: Eukaryota; Metazoa; Nematoda; Chromadorea; Rhabditida; Rhabditidae.
AUGGUGCCAAAACGUCUGCCCGCAAGCCGCACCGGAAGCGGAAAUCAAUUUAGACACUCGAGAAUGGGCGGCACGUCGCGGAGCAAGUCGCCCUCGCCAAAGAAGAAGAGCACCGACCUCGAGAAGCAGAGCUGGUACCACGGGAUGCGGCCCCGGAAGGAGUGCGAGGCGCUGCUGAACGAGAAGGGCGAUUGGCUGGUGCGGGCCACCGACAACGACAACGAGGGCCGGCUAUCGGUAGUGCUCACCGUGCUCGACCAGAAGCGUGUGGCCAAGCACCUGAUCAUCACUAAAAACGAGAAGAACCGCUUUAUCCUGUCCGCCCUCAAGGAAAAGGACCGGGUGCAGUUCGACACGGUGGCCGAGCUGAUCGCCUAUUAUCAGAAAAAGGGCGGCAUCGGCGCGAUCAAAAUGGGCAGCCCGAAAAACCGGCCGACGUGGAUGAUCAAGCACGAGCAGGUGACCUUCGAUGAGAACAAGGACAAGCUCGGCAGCGGCAAUUACUGCGUCGUCUACAAGGGCAUUUACAAGGAGGAGCAGCGGGUGACAAAUGUCGCUGUGAAGGUUUGCCUGCAACUGGACGAGGAGCGCAAGCCGGACCAGAUCACGGCGGAGCGGCAGAGCAUGCUGCGCGAGGCCGAACUGCUCGCCAGCUACGCGCACGAAAAUGUCAUCCAGCUCUACGGUGUCGCCGCCGACCAUCCGCCAGUGCAGAUCGUGCUGGAGUACUGCCCGGGCGGCAGUCUCGACAAGCAUCUCCAGGAAUAUCGCGACAAGAUUGAGACCGCGGAGCGGCUCCUCUACAUGAAAGACGCUGCCCGAGGCAUGAGCUACCUGCACGAGAAGGGCUGCAUCCAUCGCGACAUCGCUUCGAGGAACUGCCUGAUCGCCGAGUCGGGCCUGAUCAAAAUCGCCGACUUCGGGCUGUCGAAACUGAUCGCCAAGACGGAGAAGGAGGCGGAUCCGGAGACCGGCAUGGGAUUUCCGGUUCGUUGGAUGGCCCCGGAGAGUCUGCAGAAGAAGCGCGAAUACUCGACGAAAUCGGACGUCUGGAGCUACGGGGUGAUGGUCUACGAGACGUUCAACAACGGCAACAAGCCGUGGCCCGACUGGGAGACGAAGAAAAUCGCCACGCACAUCCGGAAGGGCCGGAUGCCCGAGCUCCCCGACACGAUCCCCAGCGAGUUGCGCGACUAUCUGAAGACGAAAAUCUGGAACGUGGACCCGGAGAAGCGCGUCGACAUGGACGCGGUGUGCAAGAAGGUCGAGGAGGCGAGCAGGGUCGUCGGCCGCCCGCUGCGCCCCGUCAUCAAGCGCCAGACGAAGGGCGGCAGCAAGGACAAGGGCACCCGGAACCAGGAGAGCACCAGCUCUGUGGCUGUACGACUAAGCGCAACCCGUCGUCACCUUCUUACAUCUACUUUAAAGGAAGCCCAGCGACUUCUCCUCGCUCGUGCCCUCGCCCAGAAGCUGCCCGCCCGUCAAUUUUAUGCUAAACGUCUUCGAUCUACAAACAAACAUUCGUGCCCCCUGUAUUAU